Messenger RNA from Cherax quadricarinatus, 1074 nucleotides. RefSeq lists its product as uncharacterized. Lineage: Eukaryota; Metazoa; Arthropoda; Malacostraca; Decapoda; Parastacidae. The record is from RefSeq and is a predicted model, not a curated record.
UUGUAUCCACUCUGUAAUCACUUUUUUUUUUUUUAAGGUGCUGAGGUUGCAACAUGGACGCUGUGAGCUGUACACCACCAGAGAGUGACAUACCAACUGAAUGGGCUGCUAAGUCUGCAAAGUUAGAAUUUUUCUGGGAGUUUGUUGGUCAAGCUGGUAAUGUGCCACUUGAUAUUACUCAAUCUAUUCUUGCUGAUUACAAGAUCAGUGCUGAACAGGCAGUGUGUUCAGGAAUAAGAUGCCAGACAGGAGGAUAUAUACAGUGUCCCAAAUGUAGCACACCCUGGAUUGCUGGCUUCUGUAGAUCUAGACUUUUGGGAUGUCCUCGGAAUGCACAUAAGAUGAAGACUCUCCUUAAGAAAGAAAGAAGACAUCCAAAAAAACUAACCUCCAAGGAAAAGAUGCAGAUUUCUUCCUUCCGUUUAAGAAAGAACAGUAUAGAAGUGUCUUGCUUAAUCUGUAAGUAUAAAAUGAGAGAGUUGUGCUCCAUUCCAGUAAAAGAAAAACCCAUAGAUGAAGCAAAGCCUGAGGUUAUAAAGAAGAAAAAGAAAAAGAAGAGAGUUAAAGAAGUGAAUGCAGGAUUGCUUCUUUCAUCUUCAAUUAUCCAAAAUGAUGCAUCUUUAACUCCUAAAGCUGCACCUGUUUCUACCAUUACAUCUCAGGAAAGCAAUUUGAGAGUUAAGAAUAAGAAGCGUUAUGGUAAAUUUUUAAAAAUUAAUUCAAAUGAAAACAGAAGUGUAGAUUUUUCAUGCACUGAUGACAAAAUCUUACAUAGGAGAUUAGCAGAGAUCACUACAAAAUCUUCACACUCAAGCCAGUCUAAGUCUGGAUCAAAAUCUUUCUCAGGUUCAAAACUAGGUUCUGGGUGGGAAAGUUCUAACAUCGAAGAGAAAAGAGAGAAACAAAAGAAACUUUCAAGAUUGAAAAAUGCAUUGUUAAAUGAUGUUCAGAAACAUAAUAGUAAAGAUAAACAGACUCUUGGCGACUUUCUUGCGAGUCUAAUUUGAAGUAUAUUUCAUGUAUUAAGUUUUGAGGUGUCUUAUAUUCAAACUUUCAGUAAAACUAAAAAGUUCA